Molecule: messenger RNA, 402 nt
Organism: Parnassius apollo (apollo)
Lineage: Eukaryota; Metazoa; Arthropoda; Insecta; Lepidoptera; Papilionidae
Source: the annotation of a GenBank genome assembly
AUGGAGCCCAUUAAAAAAUCUGUUGCGGACCUAACUGAGCACUUCAACUUGCGGAUGGUUGAGUUCCAAAAGGACCUUAAGAGCGCAAUUCCAGCUACGAGCCCUAAUUCAAAUAUCAAUCAUCAGUUCAACACAUUUCGUUCCUUUGUUUUAACUGCGCCUGAGAAUUUUCAACUACAAGUAGAACUAUUGUCCCGUCAGAAAGAUAAUAUGGAAAUGAGGCAUCGGAAAAAAAUUCUGCUGGUGCAUGGUGUGAAAGAAAACAAGAAGGAGAACACUUCUGCCUGUGCUGUGAAGGUAUUGUCCGACUACUUAAAAAUCCCUGGUAUUCUAUCAGAGUCCAUUAGCCGGUCUCACCGUCUGGCUCAAGCUGGCACUGAUAGGCCCCUGCUAUCCUUGUGA